This is a messenger RNA of Cyclopterus lumpus (lumpfish), 2101 nucleotides long. It is a transcript of the gene mpzl2b, whose product is annotated as myelin protein zero-like 2b. The transcript is spliced from 5 exons. Gene Ontology annotation, cellular component: membrane. The coding region runs from base 178 to 1005 and encodes 275 amino acids. The record is from RefSeq and is a predicted model, not a curated record. Gene Ontology annotation, biological process: cell-cell adhesion. NCBI's taxonomy places the organism in Eukaryota, Metazoa, Chordata, Actinopteri, Perciformes, Cyclopteridae.
ACCUCCCAUCAGGUGUGUAUGCGCGCGCGGAGUGACUCACGUCUCCAGCAGAGAAAUUCUCCCGAAAGCCUCAUUAAACCCCGACGGUCUGCGGCGACACUCGCGUUCAUGACUUAAUAAAAGUGCAUGAAGGAACUUUGACGGAGGAAUUAACCCGCCGGAGUUGAGGCAGUACCAAUGUUUUAUCCCAUGUAUCGGAUAUGGCCUCUGCUUCUUCUGGGAGGAUUCGUGGGGCCAGGUGUGCGACAUGUCAGCGGAAUAGAAAUUUACACGGCGAAAGAGGUGGAAGCAGUCAACGGGACAAAUGUGAAGCUGAAGUGCACCUUCAGUUCCACUCAGCCGUUGUCGGCUAAGUCCGUCACGGUGUCCUGGAAUUUCAGGUCCAUAAAUUCAGCAACGGAUGAGUCGGUGUUUUACUACCAUGAGGCACCAUACCCUCCACAGACUGGGCGUUUUAAAGACCGCGCGGUGUGGUCAGGAGAUAUUAUGAGACGGGACGUUUCCAUCACGCUGCAUGAUGUGCCUCCGACCUUUAAUGGCACCUACAUCUGCCAGGUGCGCAACCCUCCAGAUGUUCAUGGCAGCAAUGGAGAGAUCAUCCUCAAAGUUGUCAAAAAAGCUACCAUCUCUGAGAUUGGCAUCCUGGCAGCGGCAGUUGGAGGCGCCUGUGGCGUCAUCCUGAUCCUCCUCGGUAUCUUCGUGGCGGUGAAGUAUUACAGGAGAAAGCACAUGAGCACGGACAUUGAGAUGCGCCCGCGGGAACACGUGUGGAAGGACCCGACCGUGUGUUCCCCUGAAGAGGCCGCUCAUCUGACAGUUAUGACGAACAAGAAAGACUCUGUAAGUUCAGAUGAUGAAGCGUCUGAACCCAGCAGUGGAGAUGAUGAGGAAGAGGAAGGCCUUGAGGAGGAUGAUGACGACGAUGACGAUGAUGAUGAUGAUGACGACGACGAUGACGAUGAUGGCGGUGGUGGUGAUGAGAAUGGUGGUGGUGGUGAUGAUUAAAUGGACACACUCGAUUGAUUAGAAUUGCCUUUCCCAUUUUUAUAUUCGUCUUUUUGCUAUUCACAUACGGGAUUUUGAUAUUUUGAUGACGUGUAAUUUAUAGUACUUUUAGAGGACUCCGUUUUUUAUGGUCACUGAAUUACAGCGUGCAUUUCUGUACAUAUAGUCUGUUUUUCUUUGUCACAAUCUGGAGCCUACAUUACCCCCAAUGCAACUGGCCGGCCAGUAGUUUGGUCAGAGAUGGGUAUGCUGUAGCUAAUGUAGCCUCAAGGAGGAGCGGGCUACUGAGAACUCGUGGUUCUGGUCUUUACUCUCUAACUCUGCACUUCCAGAUUUUGAUUUCAAACUUGUCGUCUUCAGACCCAAGCUAUACUGACUCGAGUGACAUCAUGUGAGGCAUAUAUCAGACUUAACACUGCUCCCUCUGGGGCCACAAAAGGCUUCAUAGAACCUUUUUUUAGACAUAUGCGGUGGUUCUCCCCAACACCUGUAAACAGACUUGUCUUAUCCAGUGGUGUUCCCCUUUAAUUUAUGUGUGUUUUAUAGAUGUGUGUUGAUGGAGAGUUUGUUGUACAUGACUCUUUGCUUCUUCUGAAAAUCUAUUGCCUUAGAUCAAUGUUGUGCAAUCACAUGAAUGUUCAUGUCAAAUAGAUAGACUAGAUUUCUUUAAGAGAGGAGCCAGUUUAAUUUGUCUCAUUGAUACAAACACCCCGCACUAGUGCGGGUAGUGUUUGUUCAAGGCGUUGCCAGAUGUUUCUCCUAUUCAUUUUUAAAAGCAUCAGCCGAGAGCACACAAACCAACAUUUUAGAAAGAAGUGCGAUUUUGCAGAGGGUUUUGAAUGCUGCUGGAAUAAAACAGAAUAAUCGGUGCCAUCAUUUAAUAUUCGCUACCAGAAAGUCUACUACAAGAUUUAUGAGGGAUCAACAAAGCACUGUGUUUACUACAUUGGCAACAUUGCACAAUUUAUUUUGUAUUUAGUUGUUGUACAUAGUGUCAAGUAAGCAGGAAUUAUCAACUUUUUUAAAAGUCCUGAAAUGUUGUUAUAUAUUUCUCUGUUGAGCAACUGUGGAAUAAAGACCUGUUUUUGAAAUGAUU